Trypanosoma rangeli is the source of this 3096-nucleotide messenger RNA. RefSeq lists its product as uncharacterized. NCBI's taxonomy places the organism in Eukaryota, Euglenozoa, Kinetoplastea, Trypanosomatida, Trypanosomatidae. Bases 1 to 3096 code for a protein of 1031 amino acids. The record is from RefSeq and is a predicted model, not a curated record. The transcript has a single exon.
AUGACUGAGGCGACCGGGGCCUCUCCCGUCCUCGCCGACAUCGUUGAGCGGCUCAUCGGAAACGGCGCGGAACCUCGCAGCAUGCUACGCCCCAUUCAGGCCAUUGUGGGGAGGCCCUUUCCACGAUGCCUCUCAGACCGAUGCUACGGCCAGCGCACGGCGGACUCGCGAUGCCGCGGCGAGGCGAUGCGGACCACCCCUGCGACAGCCGCGGGCCUCACUCAUGGACUCACGGCCCACGUGCAGCCGGAGGUCGACGGAGGUGCGGACAACCACGCAGAUCCCGUCAGGCUUGGCCUGUAUGCGGGCACUGGCGUGAUGGCCACACUGGCGCGUCAGCACCAGUGGAAGGCAAAGGAGUUUGCAGACCUGGCACGGGGCUACUACGCCGUGCCGCUGUGCUUCCCCAAGACAGAGGCGGAAUCUCCCGCGCCGGUUCAGGGCGAGGCAUACGUCGAGCUUUUACUGCAGUUUUUGUGCAGCACUGUCCGAACGCAUCGCGAGUGUGCUACAGCGGCGUUGCAGGCACGGCUCAUGGUAGAUGCGAAGCUGCGGGAGCGGUGCGCUUUUGGCCCUGGCUGCGCGCAGCUGCUGCAUUUGCUCAUCACUGAGCUUUCCUCCGGCCACACGGUGCCGUGCAGCACCGCCGCGGAGUGUCUUGUAUGGCUCCUCUACGACAUCACCCCCGAAGUGGUGGAGGCAGUGGGGGAGAUUGGCGUUCCCCCAACAGACGCGGCCGCACGCGCAGAGGAGGCGCGGCAGCAUGAGGAUACCACCACCGACAACAAUGAAACAACGUUUGCGGAUCUCUCUGAGUGGAUGCGGAGCGGCGAAGACAAGGCCCGCGCGCUGGAGCAGCUGGGGUUGACGACGAGCGUCAUGGAUGCACUUGGUGUGCUUCGACCGUCGGUGGCCGCACGGCUGCUGCUGGGCGGCGGAGUCUUGUCGCUCCCACCCGUUGCCGUGCGCUUGGCGUCUGACCCGCGCUACGCUGGGUUUGUGGCGGAACGGUUGGGCAGUGUGGUGGCGGGGGUCACACCGCUUGGGGAGAUUGUGGAGGAGCUGCUUGUGCUGCGGCGGGUGCUGCACGUGAGGCAGGCCUGCAUCGCGCUGCUGCCGCUGCUGCAUGAGGUCCUCGUUCUGUUCCUCCGCCACGUGUGCGCCGCACCCGGCGAGGAGCUGCACUCUCUCAUGGAAGUUGUAGCGUGUCUCGCGGCUUUCCUCGUGCUUCGCGCCUUUGUACGCCAUGGGCUGUUUGGUGUCUUCCACGACAUUGGCGACACGCUGUUCACGGCGGUUGGCGUGGGUGCAUGCAUGCCGGCAGAAAUGUGGCUGCUCCUCACCGCCGCCCCGAUAGAGGCAUGCGGCGUGGAGUUGGCACGUGUCGCACUGCAGACGCUGCUGCCGCGUAUGCAGGCAGUCGAGGUCGGUGUGGGGGACGCGGCGUCACCGGGCCACUGCGUUGCGCUCCUCGCCACCCUCACUUCGACGCACUACCUGGCAACGUACUUCACCGUCAUUGGAGGUGCGGCGGAGGCGUCGGCGCUGCUCGGAUUUGCGGGUGAGACCCAACAGUGUGUGCAGGACAUGCUGGCUAACUGCCUGCUGACCUCCACGGGGCUGCAGCACGCAUUCACCCGAUUUUGGGAUCAUCGGGUCGUUGGAGGCGCCACCACCCCAGAUACUCCACCGUUCAUGUUGAAUAUGCAGUCGUUUGUAGAGGCAGCUUGGGCCUCGCUGACUCACGCACGAGUUCGCCUGAUGGCCGCAACGCACAACGCCUUUCCCGCCUUGCGCUGCGAGGCAUCGAUGGGAUACGCCGCGGCUCUGGCCAUUGACUUUGAGCAGCACUGCAUGGCUCUUUCCCAAUUAACGGGGCACCUGCUGCCGGACGAGUUGUGCACCAUGAUUGAGGUGGCCGGCUUCAUGCAUCGGCACACGCGCACCAUGCCGGUUGAUCAACGGCGGCACUACACGCGAGACACGUACGUUGCCGAGAUAUUUAUUCUGCAUGGCAUUGCCGCGACGAAGCACUGCCUGGACGCCGCCCCCACGAUGAUAGCAGCGAUGCUUGGGUUUUAUAACGACACCGAAUUUGGCGCGGGGGCCGCUGCACUCCCACCGUCGCCGCCAUCACCAGUUUUCGAGUUAGGGCAGAGCUUGGGCCGUGCUGUUGUACAGACGCAGUGGCCGUGGUUUCUCUUCCCUCUCUAUGACACGGAGCUCACGUGUAAGUCCGCCUGGUGCGCGUGGCUGCAGCAGGCACUCGGGGCACACCAGUGCAUGAAACGCCUCUUGGGAUGGGAUGUGAUUUUGUGUCACGCCCUCAAGUGGGCCGUGCUGCACCGCGAGACGCAGCGGGAUUGGGCAAUUCAACACGAAGGGAGUGACGGCGCGUUCUCCUCACAGGACGCAGAUCUCAUGGUGCUGCUGGAGGCGCUCUGCAGCGGGGUGCUGCCGUCUUUGGGGGGCGUCAUUACCGAUACAGCUGCCGACACUCUGAAGGAGCUUACUGCCUACGCCGCUCCGCACGCGGAGGAAUCGAUGAGCAGGCGUCUUGUUGCGGCACUUGCGGUGACCGCCACGGCCUGUGCACCGCCCGUUGCCGUCGCGCUCGCUCGGCUUAUUGCCCACACCGUCGUAGGGGGGAACGACACACGGCGCGGCGCCUCACCCCCGGCUCAGCCUGCUGCUGCCACCACCACCACCACCACAGAGAGCGCCAAUGCAAGUGACGGGUGUGGCAGCGACUGUACAUCCUCUGUGAGUUCUGAACAUCUUUUGAGGCGGUGGGCCGCGACAGGGCGGCUGAGCGAUGCACUGCCGCCCACUGGAGCCGUGACGUGGGAGUUAGGGGACUUUGUGGAGCUCCUGCAGGUGGUGGCAGAGCGGCAGGGGGCAUUCAUGCGUGCGGGCCAACUGGGAGGCCUCAUCCUGCAGCACCUCGUGGAGGGUGCCGCCCGGGCCUACCUGCGCCAGCACCACCCACCGACUGCCUUUGAGCGCCAGGUGCUGCGCCGCAUGCAGGCGGAGCUGACGUGGUACCCGGCGUGUCUGCACGAGGCCCUGGCCGACCCGCAAGGGCCACACCAAUAG